This is a messenger RNA of Labrus mixtus (cuckoo wrasse), 4827 nucleotides long. RefSeq names its product F-box and leucine rich repeat protein (gene fbxl9). Gene Ontology annotation, biological process: SCF-dependent proteasomal ubiquitin-dependent protein catabolic process. NCBI's taxonomy places the organism in Eukaryota, Metazoa, Chordata, Actinopteri, Labriformes, Labridae. Gene Ontology annotation, molecular function: protein binding. The coding region runs from base 219 to 2195 and encodes 658 amino acids. The transcript has 11 exons. Gene Ontology annotation, cellular component: SCF ubiquitin ligase complex. The record is from RefSeq and is a predicted model, not a curated record.
GGUCAGCUGUUCCAACUGAAGUCAGAGAGCUGACGGAAGAGCAGAUACAGCUUGAGGUGCAUUGUAAAGUAGAUUAGUGGAGUGACAUAAGGCCGCAUAGCUCGUAUUUUUGUUCCCACUGAUUGGACAUAUGAACAUUGUAUUGAGGGUGAAUGGCUAUAUGAGACAGGUGUGAUGGUUCGGAGUCUUUAAUAAAAAAAGACGAAGGAGAAGCUGAGAUGGAAAACUGCGAUGGGGAGGACAUAAUAGAAACACCCGAGCUGCCUCUGGAGAUCAUAGUAUACAUCCUGAGCUUUCUUCACGUUUCAGACAGGAAGGAGGCCUCGCUGGUGUGUCAGAGCUGGUACAAUGCCAGCCAGGACCACAGCUUUCAGAAGAGCGUCACCUUCUGCUUCCCAGCUUCAGCCUCGUCCCUGGAGCUCAUCAGGGGUCUGGGCACCAAGUCACGCUGCAGUCUGAUCAUCAGCCAGGUGGAUGGACACAGCAUGUCCAGAUCGCUGCUCCUGGAGGUGGGUCUGUGUUUGGGCUCUAAGUUGGAGAGCUUGGCUCUGCCUGGGAGCAGCAUCACAGAGGCCUCUCUGCUCACCCUCCUCCCUCGCCUCACCUCUCUCCGCAGGCUGGACCUCAGGGGCCUGGACAGCCUCUUCAUGUCCGGAGCGUUCCUCUCCCGGGAGGAGCACAGACAGCAGGUCAGUUCAGCUCUGUGUGGUCUGGAGGAGCUGGACCUGUCAGACCUGCGCUACCUCUCAGACCUCACCUUUAACCGGAUCACUGGCUGCACCCCUCGCCUCCGCCGCCUCUCGCUGGCCGGCUGUCACAUCGCCUUCGAGUUCGACCCGUACCGAGGCUGCCCCGUGGGAGCUGUGGAGGACUCGUCCGCAUUGCUGUCGCUGAGGAACUUGCGCAGGUUGUUAACCGAGCAGAAAUCCACCCUCAAGGCUCUGGACCUCAGCAGGACCUCCAUCACCCCCGAAUCUCUGCGAACUGUUGCACAGGUGCAGGAUUUAGUCUUAGAGGAGCUGUGUCUGCACGGCUGUAAGGAGCUGACGGACUACUCUGUGGAGAUUCUGGUGAAGCACCAGCCGAGCCUCCGGAGACUGGACAUCAGCGCCUGCAAAGAGCUGACCAACAGGUCUGUCGAGGCCAUAGCUCAGGGCCUGAAGUCGCUGACACACCUGUCCUUAUCCCACGACUGGAGGAUCACUGAAAAAGGCCUCGCUGACCUUGUGUCUGUGUCGACCCUGAGGAGUCUGGAUCUGUCCGAGUGUCUGCACGUCAGCGGCACAGAGAUAGUGAGAGGCCUGACGGGAUCCAGGGCGGCCCGAGCCCAGCUGGAGACGCUCAGCCUCAAAAGCUGCAUCUACAUCAGGGAUCUUGCAGUUUUCUCUCUCACCCAGCUACUCGGGGACUCUCUCCGGGAGCUCGACUUGACGUCCUGUGUCAACGUCACCGACCUGUCAGUGCGUGCCAUAGCGACUUACCUGCAGAGGCUGGUCAUUCUACGGCUCGCCUGUUGUAAAGAAGUCACGGACUGGGGCCUGCUGGGCAUGGAGGAGACUGCCAAAUGUGAGCACGACCAGGAGACGGGAGACAAGGAGCCCAGGUUCACUCGGACCUUUGGCAACAUGGGCUUCUUCAAACCCCCUCGUUUGUUGUUCUUGGAGAGACCAAAGCUGGUGACAAAUAAUGACCUGGAGCAGUUCAAGCAGCAGCCUGGGUCUUCACUGUUAGCACUCAGCAGGCUGCAGGAGCUGGACCUCUCCGCGUGCCCCAAACUCACCGACAGCAGCAUCACACAGGUGGUGCGUUUCCCGGACCUCCAGCGUCUGUCUCUCUCCAUGCUGCCAGAGAUCACUGAUGCCAGCUUAGCGUCCGUAGCCUGGCACUGCCGCAGCCUCACCAGCCUCACACUCAGCCACUGCCCGGGGAUCAGCGACCGUGGAGUGGAACAGGCUGCGCCAUACCUCCACCGACUGCAUCAUCUCUAUCUGUCCUGCUGUAAUAACAUCACUGACAGAUCCCUGUUUGUCCUGGUGCAGCACUGCAAGCGCCUGCGAACACUCGACAUCUCAAGGUGCAGAAACAUCUCAGUAACAACCCUCGACCUCCUUCAGUCACAGCUGCCCUUCUUGGAAAACGUCCACUACAAACUUAUCUGCGGUGCUGAUCCAAUCCAACCCUCACACUUUGACUGACAGGCCAAAUGUCCUCAAAGACUCUGCUUAACCUUUUCAGUAAAACGACCCUGCUGACCAAAGCCUGCUCUGGGGUUUCAUCUCUUGCACAUUUUUUAUUUUAGGGGCUUGUUUUGUCUUUAUUUUAGAGACAGAUCAGUGGAAACUGAAAUCAGGAGGAGCGACUGGGGAAUGACAUGAGGGAAAGGUGCAGCUGCUUCAAGGACUGCAGCCUCUUAAUGUCGGCCGCACGACAAACCCGCUAGCACAUUUCAGAAAUUUAGACAAGAAAUGAAGGAAGUGUAAAAUGUGGUCAGAUGCUACUUUGUGACCCUUUGUAGGCUGGAUACACACCAGAUGAUUUCAAAUCUUAUCCGGUUUGAAAAACGUGGGAGACCACAGACAUAAGGAGAGCUUUCACAGAUUUUGUCACCAUGCCGUAAUCCUUUAAACGCACACACUAGACGAUGUCGACCUGACUGCGAGAGCGCAGUAAUGAUUUCACAGACACGAGAUCUCACAGAAACUUGCAUCAUCAACUUUGUGUUGUUGCCAUAAUUCCACAAGCUGCUCUUUUUCAAUAUUCCACUCGGCUCGGGUCAGUUGUGUUUAUGUUCGCUGCCAUGUUUGUGAGCUGUAAAGGUACGCAACAUCCGGUUGGUGACGCUUCCCGGUCUGCUCGCUCUCAUUGGCUAUUGCAGACGGAUACUCUGACUCGAUAGGGAGCAGUAUAAUAACCGUAAUGACGCCACACACUUGAGGAUUAUUUGGAUACAUAAUCAGUUGUGAGAAGCUUUGAGUCGAGGCCAAAAUUGGGCAUAAAAUCGUCUAGUGGGCAUCCAGCCUUUAGAUUGAAAAAAGUCAGACAACACUGUAUGCACUCACUCCAUUUAAAGAUAUUUAUCUGUUCACUUCAAGAGGGGAUAAAACCUUUGAAUUCAAUAUUUUUCGUUGCGUUUAUGUGGUGCAUCAUCACUUCAAAGUGAUGCGUCUCAGUUCAACCUGAAGAUGAAUCCUUCAAACUGAAACACUCAGCUGCAUCGAGAAGAAGACUCUCGCACACUCAAGGUACUUAAAUCUGAGUAAGAACGUCCACUAUAUCUCAAUAUGAUGACAGCAGCUGUCACGUACUUAAUAAUUGUGUAUAUAUAGAAAUGUGUUUUUAAAUCUAAUAAUCUUAAACUUGAGUGUUUUAGCGUCAAACGUAAAUGGUGGAUUAUAUCUUUAUAAAACAUUCCAAUAUUAGCACUAAACCAAAGCUUAUUUUUGUUUGUUGUUUCAAUUGUCAUGGUUGUCCACAUCUUUAUAGAUUUGUUAAAACUGCUUUUGAUGUAUUUCUCAAUUUGUUUUUGUUUUUUACACAUCAACACAGGAGAAUUUUUAGUUUUUUUAAGAUGUCGGUUCUUUUCUGGGCUAUCAGCUGGGAUAUCACAUUAACAUAGGGGGUCUCAAAAUGCUUUCCUGUACCUGGGCAAAGAAACACGUGGUGCCCUCGGUGGCAGGGUGAUGAACUCCAGGGUGCUCGUGAUGAAAGAUCUUGAAGAUGAAAAGAUAAACUGUUGAAGGAGGGAAGCCUCAGGGCUUUCUUCAGGUGCUCUUGUAGAGCCGGUGAUGUAGACGCUGUGUGGUGGAAAUCAUUUUUUUCCUGACUGUUCUUGCAUUUGUUAAAUCCCUGGUUUAAAUGGAGGCAUUUGAACUUCGUCGGCUCUUGCCAGAGAAUGUACUUCUUUUCUGUUCUUUACUACGUCUUUCAGAUCAACUUUUGGUUUUAUUCCAUUUUGACGUCUCCCUGUUGACAAAGCGGUGCCUCUUUACUCUCAUCCUGUACAUGUGUAAGCAGUGUAAGUCUUUAAACAGUCGGUCGUAUAACUCGCUGUUUAAAAAGUCAGGCAGUAAGCCCUCCCCCAGGUGGGUGACACUCCCACAGCUAGGUGUUUGUUCUGCCCUCUGAGUCUGCCUUUCCACUGUGAACAAUAGAAGAUGUGGCGAGAAAGCCCAAGACACCCAAGCCCUUCCAGAGAGGGGGCGUGGUCAGACACAGCUCAUUUACAUAUUUAAAGGUACAGACACAGAAACAGCCUGUUCUGAGCAGGGCUGAAAUAGAGGGGUUCAUAGACAUGAUCAAAUACAGGAUCAGAGUGGAUUUACAACAAGAAACUUCACACACAUGUUUUGGGGACUCUGAGAUUUAUUUACACUGGUUGAAGAGGAGGAGAAUAUGUGACCUUUAAAGCUCAGGUGUAUGCAUUGUUUCCUUCAGGAGAGAUGUCAGAAGUAUGCCGGCUUUUGUUCGCUGUAUUUACCCAGAUUACUUGUUAAGUACUCGAGGUAAAUAAUUGAUUAUUUAACAAAGAUGUGAUAUGCACAAAGUUCAUUUCAGAGUCUCAGAUUUGAAGGAACUUUAAGAGGAGAGAAGUAGAAGACAAAUGGCACAACAUGUUAAUCCUUAAAAGUCUGCUGGUUCAAUAAGAUCUCGGUAGUAGAUCAAGCUGGAUCAUCAAACUUACUUGAAUUAAUCUGAAGGAAGUUUUUUAUUGUAGCCUGUUGUUGUUUUUUUUACUUUAUAAUGCACAAUGAGAGAGAGGCUGUAAAGAUGAAACAUGAUAUGUAGAUGUUAUAUGUUAUAAAUAAAGCAAAGUUUGGGAGAAAAGCA